Messenger RNA from Adelges cooleyi (spruce gall adelgid), 1362 nucleotides. RefSeq lists its product as uncharacterized. The record is from RefSeq and is a predicted model, not a curated record. Gene Ontology annotation, molecular function: calcium ion binding. The transcript is spliced from 11 exons. NCBI's taxonomy places the organism in Eukaryota, Metazoa, Arthropoda, Insecta, Hemiptera, Adelgidae. The coding region runs from base 148 to 1257 and encodes 369 amino acids.
UGUUUUUCACCAAUGUUGUACGUACUUUAAACUAGGACAGGUAUUAUACUUGUUAGUGUAGAACUCGGUGCGAAAAAAAUAAAAACCAAAGCUUCAUUCACAAGCAGCAUUUCUUAUACACGACACGUACAUAUUUUUAUCAUCACAAUGCUUUUGAAAACUAUUAUAAUGCUUUUGUUUGGCUUAUGUAUAUGUGUUGACAAUAUGAACUUUUUUAAAUCAAAGGUGUUUCGGAGAAAAAGAUUUUGGAAAAAACCAGUGCCCGCAGCUACGACAGCCGACAUUUCAUCAAGGAUACCGGAAACUUCUACUGCCGCGGAGACGACGGAAACUUCUACUGCCACGGAGACGACGGAAACUUCUACUGCCACGGAGGUGGAAGACAUUUCAUGGCACCCAACAUGGGAAGACAUAUUCAAAAGGUACGAUGACGAAAAAAAAGGUUCAAUCUCCGAUAAGACAUUACAGGUGCUAAUAUUCGAACAAUUCAACGGAUUCCUUACCGUUCGCCAAGCAAAUGAAUAUAUAUCUUUGAUUACUGCAAAAAAAAGCAAUCGAAUAGACGUCGAACAGUUCAAAAGGUUGAAACCGAUAAUAGAUGUUUUGUCAACGAGAGAAAAAAUUCAGGAGAACGAGCAAGCCCCACUAGACUCUAUUCCGAAAAGUACUUUCGAGGAAGAAAUAGUGGCUGGCUUUUACGUACUGUUCAAAAAUAGGAGAGAAAUUUCAGAAGUAUUCAAACUUGUUGGUCAUGACCCUAAAACUGAUUCGAUUAAACCGAUACAGUUGGCCCAUGUAAAAAAUAUGUUGAUGUCUUCGUUAAGACUGCAGACAUUUUAUGAUGGAUUUAAAGAAACCGACAAAAACCACGAUGGCUUCGUUGACGCAGAGGAGAUGAAGAGUUUACUUGGAGGAGUUGACAAAUCAUACGAUGAUUUAAAAGCAGCCGAACAAGCUAUCAGGAACCAUGAUAAAAACGGCGACGGUUUGCUUGAUGUUGCUGAAUAUAUAGCAGCGGUAAGUGCACCCUUGGACGAUGAUGAGAUCUUCAUGCUUGAAUUUAAUACUCCACGCAUAACUAGAGAAAAACUCCAGACACUCGUUAAUAAUUUAUACGGUCAAGAACUUAAAGAAGCAGAUUUGGAUUUAGUAGAUCCUAAUCAUGAAAAUAGUAUAUCAUACCAAGAUAUGGAUCGUUUAUGCUUACAAAUGAGUCUGCCACGACGUCGGAAAGGAAAAGAUCCAGUAGACAAUUAGUGCAGAUAAACGGUUAUAAAUAAUCAAUAGAUUAUUUUUUUGUUUUGUUUAACUGCUGAAAAUGUUUUAAAUAAAAUACACGUAAUAAAGUAUAUUUUGUUUGUA